CGCGCUGGCUGCAAGCCGCGAAAGACCCGAGAGUUCUGUUCAGUUGAGCCCGGGCCUGUCUGUACCUGCGAAAAUCAUCAGGUCCACUGUAUACAAUGUGCAGAUAAGAAUCACAAUGAGUCGUUAUCUCACCCCUUCCAAAGUUGCACUCCUGUGCUUGAUCUCCAUCUACGUAGAUGGCGUCGUCCCCAACUCUUCAGCAAUUCAUGUGCUAUCAUUCCUGGUCUCAUGCCUGAGUCCCCUGGAUCGGGAGGCGCCCCCCUGCACAGCGAAGAAAGACACACGAAGCUCCGCGUCAAUUACAGACCUUGAAGAAUCCCUUCUCGGUCACGCGUCUUCCGUGCCCGGUCGCUCGGUAUGGGAUCUGUUCUUGAAGAAGAUCUGGUCCAUCGACUCCUGCGAUGCGCUGGAGGUAUUCUUCGGUGAUAUCUCCGACCUCUUAGCCAAAACCAGAGACGAGCAGAUUCGCGAUCGAGAUGCCGGUCUGGCUCCCGAUCCGAGCUCUACCAAACUCUCUCGGUGCUCGCCCCUGGGGGCAUUCGUCCGGCGAUCCCAGUUGGAGUUCACCCGACUACAAUUCCACGACUCGGUCAAGCUCUGGAAAGGGUUUGUGAGAUACAGGUUGCCGGCUUACCGCUCAUGGGCGCGGAAAAACCCAGCUGGAUCGCAGGCUCCGGUCGACAUCAAUCUGCUAGAGCUUGGCUUAGAUACGACAAGCCAUCUUUCUCAAGUGGCCUACGGCCAAAUCGAUGACGAUUCGGAAGACGACAAGUACGUCAGCACGAAAGAUGUGGAGCGGCUCCUGGAAUUUCAGAUCAACGAGUUACAAAGCUUGGGUGGGAGAGUUCCGGAUGAGAUGAAAAUACAGCUAGAGCGCAUCAUAGCAUCGGGCGUGACGGUGCCCAACUUGAUACACUAUCUAAGAUUUCUCGAUGCCUGGAGGGCGGGCGACUAUCCCUCGUCCUUUGACAAUCUCCAUCGCUACUUCGACUACACCAUGCACAGUCGGGACAGAAGCUCCUAUCAGUACGCAUUGUUGAAUCUUGCCAUCCUGCAGGCUGACUAUGGGUGCCAUGGAGAGGCUGUGUCAGCAAUGCAGGAAGCCGUCUCGAUUGCGCGUGAAUCGCAUGACAUGAAUUGCCUCAACUUCUGCAUGAGCUGGCUGUAUCAUUUCGGCAAAGCUUUCCCCGAGCAGAUGAAAGAUAUCCAGAACACCGGCAUGCUAGGCAAUGAGAAAGAGGGCCUUGCGUUCCUGAAGGCGAAGGCCAAGGAAACGGAGAUGUGGAGUCUGCUGAGCACCACAUUAUUGAGUGAAGCGAAGCUCGAGCUGCAACAUGGGGAGAGCCUUGCCGCGUCCAUGGAGAACAUAAUCCGCGCUUCACACUUGAAUGUCACAAAGAAUUUGAUGAACUCAGUGGGCCCGCAGCUUCUACUUCAAGCAUCGCUCUUUGGGAGAAUAGGAAUCACCCAUCUAUCUUGGCUGAGUAGCGAAGUCUUCCGUGAAUGCUAUGCGAGUAGAGCACCGUUUGAAGAUUAUCUCAAGAGUACAUUCCGCAGCUGCCAGCUUCUCGCACAACAAGGUCGCUACAAGGACAUAUCCAGCCGCAUGGAUCAGGUCACGCCCGAAAAGCUUCGAUCCCUAAAAGCGAACCAAUACUGGACAUUCUUCACCGGUGUGCUGCAACUCAAGCGACAUAUCUACCGUGACAAUAAAGUAGCCGCCGAGCAUCUCCUCGCCCAACUGCAAGCGAUCCAACUCCCAGACACCGACAUCUCCCUCCUCCUGUCCUUCCUGACGAUCGACUUCCGCAUCCGCCAGGGCCACUACGCGCUCGCGCUGGAGCUCGUCGAGUCGACCGCCCGAUCCAUCCACCAGGACAAUUUCGACAUCUUCAGCCAGGUCAAGCUGCUCUGCCUCAAGGCGCGGAUCCUCGAGAAGUCGGGCCACCCGCAGCGCGGCUUCUCCCUCGCCAUGCGCGCCGCCAGCAUCGCCCACCGGUCGCGCCUCCUGCACAGUCUGUGGGAGUCCAUCUGCGUGUUGGGCGGGGUGCUCCUCAGCCUGCGCGAGUUCGCCGCCGUCGCCGCCAUGCUGGAGAGCAUCAUGCCGCAGAUCCUGGAGGCAGACGACCGCGACCUCGCCGCCCAGGCGUAUUCGCUGCUCGUGGACGCUAACAUGGGUGUCGCGGGUUCCCUUUGGAGUCAGAGUCAGAGUCAGAGCCAGAGCCAGGGGCAGGGGCAGGGGCAGGCCCCGUCGCCCCUCAAGAAAGAAUACUUGAAUCGCGCGCUCGGGUACCUGGAUUGUGCCUAUGAGCAGUACGAGGAGCUCGAGGACAUCAGGGGCCAAUGUGAGAUGAUGGCGAAGAAGGCGACCGUCAUGCAUCUGACGGGCGAUCCGGUGCUAGCCAACGACUACGCGGCUAAGUACCUCGACCUCAAGAAGCAGCGGCGCCUCGAGUCGGCGGAUGUGUAGCCCGUGAUGUUGUCGCUCUGUUUUGCAUGUCUCUCGAGUUUAUCAGAUCAGAGUCUCCAGUGGGA
Molecule: messenger RNA, 2535 nt
Organism: Aspergillus brunneoviolaceus CBS 621.78
Lineage: Eukaryota; Fungi; Ascomycota; Eurotiomycetes; Eurotiales; Aspergillaceae
Product: putative anaphase-promoting complex subunit Apc5
Exons: 7
Coding region: 116-2470 (784 amino acids)
Biological process (GO): protein K11-linked ubiquitination; anaphase-promoting complex-dependent catabolic process; positive regulation of mitotic metaphase/anaphase transition
Cellular component (GO): anaphase-promoting complex
Source: RefSeq, a predicted model, not a curated record